GGAGGCAACACAGCAAGAGCGAGGGCAAUCAACAUCCAGGACUUGAAUCUGAAUGCAGAGAUCUCCUCGCUCACAGAUAAAAUCAAGACCAUAAAGGAAGAAAUGAGAGCUGAUGACUUCUCAUUCAUGAUGAAUGUCAAAUCCACUUUGAAGAGAUCCCAGUGCAACCUGCCAAUACCAGAGACUCCAUCAGGAGCGCUGAUUGAUGAGGCCAAACAUGUAGGGAACCUGCUAUUCACAGUCUGGAAGAAGAUGAAGAGUAUAAUCCAAUACACCCCUGUAACUCUGGACCCAAAUACCAGCGGCCCACAACUGAUUCUAUCAGAGAAUUUGACUCAUUUGUCAGAAAGUAAGAUGGCUCAGCUGCUUCCUAACAACCCAGAGAGAGAAGGCCCCUUUGCUGUUCUCGGCUAUGGAAGCUUUAGCUCUGGGAAGCACAGUUGGAAUGUGGAGGUGGAUGGUUUUUGGGCUGCUGGUGUAGCUACUAGAACCAAGCAUCAAACCUCUGCAAGGAUCUUUGGCAUUUACGCGUAUGGUCCCGGUGAUAUUUUGUUCGAACUUGUGACUGAUGCACACAUAACUUCCGUAUCAAGGCAUUUAUUACCCAAAAAGAUCAGAGUGCAGCUAGAUUAUGACCAAGGGCUACUAUCAUUUUUUGACAUUGAUAGAAAUACACCUGUACACACCAUCAAACACACUUUCACAGAACCAGUUUUUCCAUUUUUUCGUGCGACUGUGAAAAUCCUUCCAGCCGUAAUGUCAGUGAAUGUAAGAAUACCCAGAUAAACAUUCUGCAUUACUGCAGAGGUAAAACUACAAGAUGCAACCCUUUCUCCUAGAAAUUAAGUUUAUAUACAACUAAUUUGCAACAGGAAAUGUAUUUUGAAGAAAAAUAAUUGUGAUUAUGUUUUCUAUUAAC
This is a messenger RNA of Seriola dumerili (greater amberjack), 919 nucleotides long. Its product is annotated as zinc-binding protein A33-like. The transcript is spliced from 4 exons. Lineage: Eukaryota; Metazoa; Chordata; Actinopteri; Carangiformes; Carangidae. The record is from RefSeq and is a predicted model, not a curated record. Bases 103 to 786 code for a protein of 227 amino acids.